AUGCUAUUUUAAUUUUCAGGUUCGCUGGAUGAUGUACUGGAUUGUGUGUGCUCUUUAUACAGUUACUGAAACGAUAACUGACCUAACAGUCUCUUGGUUUCCACUGUACUAUGAAUUGAAGAUAGCUUUUGUUAUCUGUCUCCUUUCCCCAUAUACUAGAGGGACAAAUUUAAUCUACAGAAAAUUCCUCCACCCACUGCUUUCUUCUAAAGAAAGGGAGAUUGAUGAGUACAUUGUCCAAGCCAAAGAAACAGGCUAUGAGACCAUGGUGAAUUUUGGAAGGCAGGGGUUGAAUUUGGCAGCAACUGCUGCAGUGACAGCAGCUGUAAAGGUAAGUUUCUGCUUGCAUUAAUUGCUUUUGAGC
Messenger RNA from Cyanistes caeruleus (blue tit), 364 nucleotides. The record is from RefSeq and is a predicted model, not a curated record. Lineage: Eukaryota; Metazoa; Chordata; Aves; Passeriformes; Paridae.